Molecule: messenger RNA, 3135 nt
Organism: Branchiostoma floridae (Florida lancelet)
Lineage: Eukaryota; Metazoa; Chordata; Leptocardii; Amphioxiformes; Branchiostomatidae
Product: arylsulfatase B-like
Exons: 8
Coding region: 54-1616 (520 amino acids)
Source: RefSeq, a predicted model, not a curated record
AUCUCGCGAUACUGCCGUGCGGUGGGCUUUAAACAGGUCAGAGGUCAGUAGCGAUGGCGCCUUCCUCAAGUUGGUGUUCGGCCGUUUUCCUCCGUUUGCGGCCCUUCCUUCCCUUCCUGCUGGUCGUUUGCGUGCUUUCUGGAGGGAAAACCUUCGCACAGUCCUCCAGCGGCAAACCCAACAUAGUUUUCAUCUUGGCAGACGACUACGGCUGGAACGACAUCGGCUACCAUGGCUCGGUCAUCCGCACUCCCAACUUGGACAGACUGGCAGCUGAGGGAGUCAAACUGGAGAACUACUACAUCCAGCCCAUCUGCACCCCCUCCAGGAGUCAGCUGAUGACGGGAAGAUACCAGAUCCAUUUUGGUCUCCAACACAGCAUCAUCUGGCCCCCCCAGCCCAGUGGCCUCCCCCUUGAUGAAGUGACUCUCCCCCAGCGACUGAAGGAGUGGGGGUACUCCACUCACAUCGUGGGCAAGUGGCACCUGGGCUUCUAUAAGGAGGAGUACACACCCCUGCACAGGGGCUUCGAUACCUUCUAUGGCUUCUUGACGGGCAGUGAGAACCACUUCAGCCACAGGAACUCUGGUGGGAUGCCCGGCUUCAGACCCGGCUGGAACGGGCUGGACCUCAGGGACCAGAACAGACCAGUCACUGACCAGAACGGAACUUACUCCACUCACCUGUUUGCCAAGAAAGCCAUAGAGGUCAUCGCUCAACAAGACAAGAGCAAGCCCAUGUUCCUGUACCUUCCCUUCCAAGCCGUUCACGCCCCGCUACAAGCUCCGCAGAAGUACAUUGCCAUGUACAGGCACAUCAACGACUACAACAGGAGGAUGUACGCUGCCAUGACAACGGCCAUGGACGAGGCAGUCGGGAACAUCACCGACGCUUUGAAACAGUACGGGCUAUGGGACAACACGGUCCUGGUCUUCUCAACUGACAAUGGAGGACAGGUGAUGGCUGGAGGCAACAAUUGGCCGCUGAGGGGCUGGAAGGGCUCACUCUGGGAAGGGGGGAUUCGCGGAGUCGGCUUUGUCAACAGCCCGCUGAUCAAAGCCAAAGGCAGGACCAGCGACGCCCUGAUCCACAUCUCUGAUUGGUUCCCUACGUUGGUGGGACUUGCCGGCGGUUCCACCAAUGGGAUGAAGCCGCUGGACGGCCACAAUGUCUGGGAAGCCAUCAGUGAAGGGAAGCCCUCUCCAAGGAAAGAGAUCCUCCACAACAUCGACCCGUUGUUCCGCACCAUCCUGUACCUGCCCCCCCACCAGUGGGGCGACGACACCUUCAACACAUCCAUGCACGCGGCCAUCCGCUCAGGCGACUGGAAACUGCUCACAGGCUACCCAGGGAAUGGGUCCUGGAUGCCUCCCCCAUCUUCUGACCUGAUCUGUGAGGAGUCAGACGACCCACCGGGCCAGCACCUCUGGCUGUUCAACAUCCGCGAAGACCCCGAGGAGAGAACGGACCUAUCAAAGAAAUACCCUCUUGUUGUACAGGACUUGUUAGAGAAGCUGGCUGCGUACAAGAAGUCUUCGGUGCCGAUAUUUUAUCCGCCGCCUGACCCCAGGGCAAACCCUGCCCUGCACGGGGACCUGUGGUCACCUUGGGAGUGAAGGUCAAGUGAAGGUUAUUAGUUUUACUGAUGCAAGGUCUUUUGGAUAUUUUGAAGGAAAAAUGGUGGGUAUGGGAGGGGGGAGAGUGGAGCUGAGAAAGAUACUCAAGUAUUACACACCAAAUGCUACUGAUGCAAUUUCCUUUUUUUUUAAUUCUUAUUGGGGCUGAAAAGUAGUGCCAAGUUUUGCUGAUGUAAGUUUUAUAUUUGAAAUGAGAUGAAGGGUUUGGGAUAUGGGAAAAGCAAUGGAGCUGAAAAAGAUAAACUUUAAGAAAGUAUUAUAAGUAAACAGCUACUCAAAACCAGGCAGUAUUAUGGUAUUGAAAUAUUCAUGACAUUUGUCUUUUUACUUUCCAACUGGUACAUUGAGCUGAUGUAGCACUAGUUUACUAUUAUCCGUGGGUAACCUAUAUCUGUUGUUAUAUCAAACUCAAAUAUUUUCCAAUACUGGGGUAACCUAUGUCCAUUUUUAUAUCUAACUGUAACAGUUAUCUAUAUAUUUUCAAAGUACCACAGUUUGAAACUACCAUCUGUUAACUUGAUAUACAAUGUACUAUGUAUCUCCUAUAGCAACAACAUCUAUACCUCUUUCUUUCAAUAAGGCCACUUGUAUGUUGGGACAAACAUACCUCGUAUGAAAAUCUUUGCUGGAACAAAUCACUAAAUCAGAUAUAUUAUGUUUGUUGAUGAGAUCAUAAUAUAAACAAAGCUGUAUCAGGUUAAGAUGAUUGAUAUUACAUAUGUCAAGUGUUAUUUCCUUUUCAUGACAUACUAGAAGAGUUGCAUAUAUUACAUGUAUUACAAUUUGGGUCUAUAUAAGGCCAUAUAGCUAGCUUAUAGUUAUAUUUCAGAAUAGCAUAAAAGCAAUGUAGAUGGCUGAUUGUAUCACACUUGGAGUCAUACAGUUGCCAUAAUGAAAAUCCCUGAUUUGUGCAAGCUGGCAGUCCAACAGAAGACCAAGCUUGGGGGAGAAUUCAGGUGUUGUAACUUUUACUACAAAGUAGUAUGAACUAUCUUAAUGUUGCACUUAUAUUGUUACUUGUUAUACGUUUUUCCUAGAACAAUGUUUUUACCAAUUGGUGCAUUGGAUGGCACCCACAUCUGUUUUCAGGGCCACACAACUUCGUGCAAUCACUACAGCAGGGGACUAGUUCACUGUGUUCAUCUACCAUACUCUUUAUGCCAAGUGGAGAUUGGUAUUAAGUCUUUGGAAUGACUAGGUCGGGGAUCAAACUCACAAACUUCUGACUGCAAGGCAAACACUCUGAUCGCUUGUUCACAAGUUACUAGUAGUUUGGGAAUUCUUUUCAUUUGAAGUCAUUACCAUUCAUGAUGAUUUAUGCUUUGAAAUUCAUUCUUAUGACAACAAUGAAUACAACUAUGGCAGAAAUUAUCCUCACUGAACUGCGUGCUUGUGUGAACUGUGUGUAGCACAAUGCAUAAUGAACACUGCUCGAAGUCCACUUUGUCAUUCCAUUCCAUAAUAAAUACAAACAUAGUUAACAAUAUGUUAUAUUGCA